This is a messenger RNA of Ambispora leptoticha, 2919 nucleotides long. The record is from the annotation of a GenBank genome assembly. Lineage: Eukaryota; Fungi; Glomeromycota; Glomeromycetes; Archaeosporales; Ambisporaceae.
AUGGCUGAUUCAACAGAUUCAACACCGGUUACCACAGAACAAAGCACUAACGCUCCAAAAUCGAAGAAUGCUGAAAAAAAUGAGGCUAAGAGGAAAGAAAAAAUGGCUAAAUUUCUCGCAAAACAAGAAAAACUAAAGGCAGCAACGGCUACAAGUUCUGAGGGGUCAAAAAAAGAAAAAUCUAAAGCAAAAAAAGCACUUGAAUCUCAAGAAUUCGUCGAGAGCACGCCAGAAGGGGAAAAGAAAGAUAUGUCUCAGCCGAUGGCAGCAACAUACAAUCCAAGAGCAGUCGAGUCUGCCUGGUAUGCUUGGUGGGAAAAAGAAGGAUACUUUAAACCUGAAUUGGCAGCAGAUGGCAAACCUAAACCUGCUGGUCUUUUCGUAGUUCCUGCGCCACCUCCAAAUGUCACUGGCUCUUUGCAUAUAGGCCAUGCUUUGACCGUUGCCAUACAAGAUGCAUUGGUGCGAUGGUUUACUGUUUUAUUCAAUCCUGGAGUGGAUCACGCUGGUAUCUCAACUCAAUCUGUUGUUGAAAAGAAACUUUGGACUGAGAGCAAGAAAACGCGUCAUGAACUUGGUCGUGAAAAAUUCAUUGAAGAAAUUUGGAAAUGGAAAAAUUUGUACGGACAUAAGAUCACUGUUCAAUUAAAACGACUUGGUGGAUCUUAUGAUUGGGACCGUUCAGCCUUUACAAUGGAUGAAAAACUUUCAAAAGCUGUCAUAGAAACUUUUUGUCGUUUACAAGAAGAAGGAAUAAUUUACAGGGCAACACGAUUAGUCAAUUGGUGUGUGCGUCUUAACACAGCAUUGUCUAACUUGGAGGUAGAAAGUAAGGAACUAUCAGGGCGUACCUUCUUAUCAGUACCUGGAUACUCUGCGGAUGAAAAAUUCGAGUUUGGAGUUUUAACGUCUUUUGCCUAUCCCGUUGAAGAUUCGGAUGAAAAAAUUGUUGUUGCUACAACACGUCCUGAAACCAUGCUUGGAGAUACUGCUGUCGCUGUUCAUCCUCAAGAUCUACGCUAUAAGCAUUUGCAUGGUAAAUAUGUGGUCCAUCCAUUCAAUGGACGACGUAUUCCAAUUGUUACCGAUGAAAUAUUAGUAGACAUGGAAUUUGGUACUGGGGCAGUUAAGGUUACUCCCGCUCACGAUUUUAACGACUAUGAAGUUGGUAAACGGCAUAAUCUUGAAUUUACUAAUAUUCUUAAUGACGAUGGAACUAUGAACGAAAAUGGAGCGCCAUUUAAAGGAAUGAAACUAUACCAUGUUCGUCGAGCGAUAAUAGAUGCUUUAAAAGAAAAGGGUCUAUAUGUAGGAAGCAAAGAUAAUCCUAUGGUUAUCCCAAUUUGCUCUAAAUCAGGUGAUAUUGUCGAACCACUAUUGAAGCCUCAAUGGUGGGUUAAUUGCUCAAGCAUGGCAGCGGAAGCAAUAAAGGCAGUAAAAGAUGGAAAACUUCGAAUUCGCCCAUCGACCUCGGAAGCAGAAUGGUUCCGCUGGCUUGAAAAUAUUCGUGAUUGGUGUAUUUCACGUCAAUUGUGGUGGGGCCAUAGAAUCCCUGCGUAUUUUGUUAAAAUCGAAGGAAUACAACAAGAUCAAUCCGUUGAUACGUACUGGGUAUCAGGUCGUACUUUCGAAGAAGCAACUCAGAAGGCAAAAAAGAAGUUCCCUGAUGUCCAAUUUACGCUCGAACAAGAUCCAGAUGUAUUGGACACUUGGUUCUCUUCGGGAUUAUGGCCAUUUUCUAUUUUUGGGUGGCCUGAACAGACCAAUGAUUUGUCGUUAUUUUAUCCGACAUCUCUCCUUGAAACCGGAUGGGAUAUAUUAUUCUUUUGGGUGGCUCGCAUGGUAAUGCUUGGCAUUAAACUUACUGGCCAACUUCCAUUUAGUGAAGUUUUUUGUCAUGCUAUGAUUCGUGAUGCACAUGGUCGCAAAAUGAGCAAAUCUCUUGGUAACGUGAUCGAUCCAAUUGAUGUAAUGGAAGGAAUUUCCUUGGAAAAAUUACAUGCUAAGCUAUACGAAGGAAAUCUUGACCCGCGAGAAAUUGAAAAAGCGAAGGCUGGUCAAAAAGCUGAUUAUCCUAAUGGAAUUCCGGAAUGUGGAACAGACGCUUUGCGAUUCACUUUAUGCUCUUACAGUACCAAUGAAGCUCGUGAUAUCAAUCUCGAUAUAUCUCUGCUAGAAAGCAAUCGCCGAUUUUGUAAUAAACUUUGGAAUGCGACUCGCUUUGCGUUAAUGAAAUUGGGAGAUAGUUUUCAGACACAAGAAACUCCUCGGAAAACCGGCAGAGAAUCUUUAGCGGAAAGAUGGAUUUUGCACAAAUUAAAUGUAGCUGUAAUCGAAACAAACAAAGCUCUAGAUGAACGAAAUUUCAAAGAAGCUACCAGAGUAGUACAGGCAUUCUGGAGAGAUUCGCUCUGUGACGAAUGGAUUAAACCGUUCUUCUAUGCCGAUGCUGACUUGAUACGUCAAAGAUCCGCCCAAGACACUUUAUUUACAUGUUUGGAAGCAGGUCUUAAAUUACUUCAUCCAUUCAUGCCUUUUGUGUCAGAGGAACUAUAUCAACGCUUACCACGGAGAUUAGGUGAUAAUACGUCGUCUAUUAUCAAAUCCCAGUAUCCCCUGGAGCAAUCUGAAUAUGAUGAUCCAAAAGCCGAUAGUGAUUUCGAAGUAAUAUUAUCAGCAUGUGCAACAGCACGAGUAUUAAUAGACGUAUAUAAAAAGCAGAUAAAUCCCAUAAUUUAUAUAGAGAAUACCGAAAAAACACCGGAUCCGACUAUUUUUAAUACAUGCACAGAAAACAUUCGUUCUUUAAUUAAAGGAGCAAAAUCUGUCCAAGUAAUUCCGAAAGAUCAGCCACUUCCUGUAUUUACAGAGACGAGAGAGACGAUAUUAGAGAUGAAAAUCUCAAUUGGAUUCAAUUAG